Molecule: messenger RNA, 996 nt
Organism: Miscanthus lutarioriparius
Lineage: Eukaryota; Viridiplantae; Streptophyta; Magnoliopsida; Poales; Poaceae
Source: the annotation of a GenBank genome assembly
AUGCGCGAUGAGGGCGUGCGGCCGACGGUGGUCACCUACGGGACCUUCAUCGACGCGUACUGCGUCAUGCGCAGGCCUGACCAGGCGAUGGCGCUCCUCGACCAGAUGCGGGAGGAGGGGAUCCAGGCCAAUCUGCUCACCUGCAACCCCAUUGUCUAUGCGCUUGCACAGGCAGGUCGUUUCGGGGACGCACACAAGGUGCUCGAGAAAUUUCCCCUGUACGGCGUGGCACCCAAUAUCUCGACAUUUAACUCCCUCGUCUUCGGCUACUGCAAGCACGGAGACCUUGCCGGGGCUAGUGGAGUACUCAAGGCCAUGCUGGGGAGGGGCAUUUCACCAACUGCAAGGACAUACAACUAUUUUUUCAUGGUCUUUUCCAGGAAUCGUAGCAUUGAGCUGGGAAUGAAUCUCUACGUGAAGAUGGUCAGCAAUGGCUACGCGCCAGACCGGUUCACUUACCACCUUCUGGUCAAGAUGUUGUGCGAGGCGAACCGGCUUGAAUUAACGCUGCAAAUGCUUCAGGAGAUGAGAAAUAAUGGUUUUGAGCCAGAUCAAGCGACCAGCACCAUGCUGAUACAUUUGCUUUGCCGACGCCAUCGCUUUGAGGAGGCUUUUGCGGAGUUUGAGCAGAUGUUUGAGAGAGGGAUUGUGCCCCAGUAUAUCACUUACCGGAUGCUUAUGAAAGAGCUAAAGCGGCUUGGUUUAGUCAAAUUGGUACAGAAGUUGGCAGAUCUAAUGCGUUCAGUUCCACAUUCCACAAAGUUACCUGGCAGUUACAGGGAUAAGGAAGGAGAUGAUGCUAUAGAGAAGAAGAAAUCAAUAUUACUGAAAGCCCAGGCUGUUUCAGAUGUUUUGAAGGAUUGUAAAGAUCCGAAGGAACUGCACAAGCUCAAAGAUCCUGAAGAAACUGAUGUCCAAGUUGCAGACAGGAUUGUAGCCAACAUUAGGAGAAGAGUAUAUGGAGAAGUCUCAAGGAUAGUGUCAUCUGUUUCUUGA